Molecule: messenger RNA, 1284 nt
Organism: Tribolium madens (black flour beetle)
Lineage: Eukaryota; Metazoa; Arthropoda; Insecta; Coleoptera; Tenebrionidae
Product: elongation of very long chain fatty acids protein AAEL008004-like
Exons: 7
Coding region: 348-1208 (286 amino acids)
Biological process (GO): sphingolipid biosynthetic process; fatty acid elongation, monounsaturated fatty acid; very long-chain fatty acid biosynthetic process
Cellular component (GO): endoplasmic reticulum membrane
Molecular function (GO): fatty acid elongase activity
Source: RefSeq, a predicted model, not a curated record
GCGAGGAAUCCGGUUAAUCGAUUUUUGCGGAGGUUUCGAUGAAUCCGACAAUUUAGCUUCUUGCUGGAGCGAGCAAUGAAUUCUCCCACCUGCACUUGUCCACAAAGACUUGCAGCAAACCCCACACGUAAUUUACCGAAUCUCAAAACUAUCAGUGCUAGUCAAGUUCUAUGUCAGUUAUUGUCAAGUCUUCGGCCCCAUCAGGUUGCAGUGAAAUUUCGAAUUGCACACCAGAAGAUGGUGUUUUAAGUGCGCGAUUUGCCCCAUAGAAAUUAUAGUUUUGAAAAACUCGACAACCUAGUGAGGCUGAGGUUUUUUUGUGAUUUAGGUUAAAUUAAGCAAAUUUAAUGAAGGUACCGAUCAACAUCAGUUUAGAUUAUAUGGAUUAUAUAAACUACUACACGUAUUUUCUCGAAACGAAAAGUGAUCCUAGGACAUCGAAAUGGUUUCUUAUAGGCUCUCCAGGACCUGUCCUCACGAUAAUCGCAACCUAUUUAUAUUUUUGUAUUUACGCCGGCCCUCGUUACAUGAAAGAUAGGAAACCCUUCGAUUUGAAAAAUGCAAUCAUAGUGUACAAUUUUCUACAAGUCAUAUUCAGUAUAUUUCUCGUGUACGAGGGAUUAAUGGGAGGAUGGGCUACAGGUUACAGCCUUAAAUGUCAGCCAGUGGAUUAUUCAGACAAUCCCAUGGCUCUUCGGAUGGCCCAAGCUGUCUGGUUGUACUUCCUUUGUAAGAUAAUCGAGUUGCUCGAUACGGUCUUUUUCGUCUUGAGGAAGAAAAUGAAUCAGGUUACAUUUCUUCAUCUGUACCAUCACGCUAUGAUGCCGAUCUGUUCUUGGAUCGGUGUGAAAUUUUUGCCGGGUGGUCAUGGUACUUUGCUAGGAUUGAUCAAUUCUUUCAUUCAUAUAAUAAUGUACUCGUAUUACUUCGUGUCUUCGAUGGGGCCUCAGUACCAAAAAUAUUUAUGGUGGAAAAAGCAUUUAACAGCUAUGCAAAUGGUGCAAUUUUGCAUAAUCUUUUUCCAUAAUUUACAAGUGUUGUUCCGGCAAUGUGAUUACCCAAAGUUUAUAGUAAUGUUGUUAGGUACACAAGCAUUGUUUUUCCUAUUUUUGUUUGGUAGCUUUUACCAUAAAACGUAUAUUCAGAAACCGAAGGCUCUAGAGAAGACCAACAACAAUGUACAAAAUGGCAAGACAAAAGUUAAUUAAUCGCUGUUAUUUUAUUUAUUUUGAAUAUUUGUGUAAUUAUUGAGACUUUUCCAAAUAUAAUGUUAUUAUAUCGAGA